Molecule: messenger RNA, 924 nt
Organism: Lactuca sativa (garden lettuce)
Lineage: Eukaryota; Viridiplantae; Streptophyta; Magnoliopsida; Asterales; Asteraceae
Product: putative peroxygenase 3
Molecular function (GO): calcium ion binding; monooxygenase activity
Source: RefSeq, a predicted model, not a curated record
GUGGAUAAAUACUAUCGUGAUCUCAUUUUUCUUCCUCAAACCUAGAAUCAUGGAGGUGAGCAAUGACCCUAUUGCAAUGGCAACUGUGGCACCUCUUGCUCCGGUAACGAGUGAGCGACCAAUUCGGGAUGAUCUUGAGACCUCCAUUCCCAAACCUUACUUGGCUAGAGCUUUUGUUGCACCCGAUAUGGAACAUCCUGAUGGCACACCAGAUCACAACCCUCGUGGCAUGAGUGUUCUCCAGCAACAUGCUGCCUUCUUUGAUCUUGAUAACGAUGGCAUUGUUUAUCCUUGGGAGACUUACAAAGGGUUUCGAAUGCUUGGGUUCAACGUAUUGUUCUCUCUUCUCAUGGCGAUCUUAAUCAAUUUGCUAUUAAGUUACCCAUCUCUCCCGGGUUACAUACCAUCUCUUUUGUUGCCAAUUUACAUAUCCAACAUUCAUAAAUGCAAGCAUGCAAGUGAUUCUGGGACGUAUGACACAGAAGGAAGGUAUCUUCCAGUUAAUUUUGAAAAUAUAUUCAGCAAAUACAGCAAAACAAAGCCCGAUAAACUAACAUUGAAGGAGCUAUGGAACUUGACGGAUGGAAAUCGUGUUACAUUUGGCACGAUCGGAUGGCUUGCAAACAAGCUAGAAUGGGGAACUGCAUACCUUCUUGCUAAAGAUGAUGAAGGUUACGUAUCAAAAGAAGACAUUAGAGGUAUCUUUGAUGGCAGUUUAUUCGAAAAAAUGGCAAAGAAGAAUUCGGUUGAAGGUAAAAAGAUGCGUUGAUAAUGAUCCAUAUGGCAAUAGAUAGAUAUAAUGUCUCAUUAUUAUAAUUAGAAUAAUAAAAUAUUUGAACAUGAUGAUAAAGAGAGAUGUAUUGAUUUAUGGAUGCAGUUUAUAUAUAUUAUUUAUAAUAAUGUACUAUCAUCGUAAUGUGAUCA